AUUUCCCCAGUUAACUACAAACUUGUACUACUUUACAGAAUGAAAAUAUAUCUGAUUUUCCACAUCUCGCUACUAGAAUCAGCAGCGAAAGAAAUACUAACAGAUAAUACAGUAGAAGUUGAGAAUAAUGAAUCAGAAUACAAGAUAGAAAGAAUCUUCAAGCACAGAAGCAAUAACAACAUGCUCGAAUAUCUUAUCAAAUAG
Molecule: messenger RNA, 204 nt
Organism: Cryphonectria parasitica EP155
Lineage: Eukaryota; Fungi; Ascomycota; Sordariomycetes; Diaporthales; Cryphonectriaceae
Exons: 1
Source: RefSeq, a predicted model, not a curated record